Molecule: messenger RNA, 1840 nt
Organism: Paraphaeosphaeria sporulosa
Lineage: Eukaryota; Fungi; Ascomycota; Dothideomycetes; Pleosporales; Didymosphaeriaceae
Exons: 1
Coding region: 50-1396 (448 amino acids)
Cellular component (GO): nucleoplasm; nucleolus
Molecular function (GO): protein binding
Source: RefSeq, a predicted model, not a curated record
CGACACCGCCGAACACCCUCGCACCCCACAACGCACGCCAAUUGACACCAUGGCAGCGGGCAAGAAGGUCGCAAAGACCUCUCGCGACAAGAAGCAGCCUGCUUCAAACAAAGUCGCCACCGGGCGCGUUGGCAAGACCAAGAAGGCAGCCGCCAAAGCUCCCGGCCCACUGCUGAACCUCGUUCAGUCCUUCCUGAACGAGCACGGCUAUACGGAAGCCGCGAGCAAGCUUCAGGCUGAGGCUCCCGCCGCCGCAAGCGCAGCGUCUCCGAAAGACCUGCCCGCUCUUACCACGCUCUACGAGCAAUGGGAGAAGAACGCCAAGGAUGCGUCUGGUGCCAUGGACGUCGACGACAACAGCGCGGCUGGCAGCGACGACAGCAGCAGUGCUUCCGAAAGCGAUUCGAGCGACGACAGCAGCGACUCCGAAGACGAGAAGAAGGCACCCAGGAAGGAGGCAGCCGCGAAGGACUCAGACUCUGAUUCCGACUCUGACUCUGGCUCUGAUUCUGAUUCUGAUUCUGAUUCUGAUUCUGAUUCUUCCAGCUCGAGCUCGAGCUCUGAUUCGGAAUCAGAAGAUGAGAAGGCCAAGCCUGUCAAGAAGAGCAAGCGCGCUGCCUCUGUUGCUUCUUCGUCUGCUUCGUCCUCGUCGGACAGUGACUCGGAUAGCGACUCUGAUGCCGAGCCCGCCAACAUCCCGCUCCCCGAAUCCGACUCUUCAGACUCCUCUGAUUCUUCGGAUUCAUCGGAUUCCUCAGAUUCCUCCGACUCUUCAGACUCCUCCGACAGCGACAGCGACUCCAGCUCCGAUUCCGAGGCCGAAGUGAAGACCACACAGACUAAGAAGGCUAAGAAGGCGGCUUCUAUCUCUUCAUCUUCGUCUUCGAGCUCCUCCUCUUCUAGCGACUCUGACUCCUCUUCUUCCGACGAGUCGGACGUUGCCCCUGAGAAGAAGGCGAAGAUCACCAAGAAGGCCGCGAAGAAGGAUGACUCUUCGUCCAGCAGCGACUCCAGCUCUUCUGACAGCGACUCGUCCGACUCCGACAAGGAGGAGAAGAGCGACUCAAGCGCAACUGUUGGACGUGCUUCUCCCGUACCUGCUGCUGGCAAUAAGCGCAAGCAGUCUGACUCCGACUCAGCCGCCGUUGACGGCCCAGCUAAGAAGAAAAACCACGUCGAGAAUCGAUUCCAGCGUAUUAAGCCCGACACGGCCGUGGAUCCUCGUUUCGCUAGCAACGAUUAUGUGUCUUAUGACUAUGCCGACCGCGCUCAUGCCGACUUGGUCGUGACCAAGGGCAAGGGCUUCACAAAGGAGAAGAACAAGAAGAAGCGGGGAUCUUACAGGGGCGGCAUGAUUGACACGUCGGGUGGCAAAGGUAUCAAGUUUGAGGAUUAAAUUGCCUCUGCACGAGUCGUGAAGAAUGUUUUCGAUGGAACCAGGUCGCUAAUCUUCUUUGGAUUUUGCAGGACGUGAACAAGAGCAUGUGCAAGAUCAUGGACGCAAAGACACUCGAGAUGAUGGUGGACGUGGUGGACGAUGUGGCCGGGGGGGUGGUGUUGGACGAGGUCGCGGUCGGGGAACCAGUCGUCGCAGUUUCGGCAGCCGUAAAACCCCCUUCCACUGAGGCAGAGCAGUUUAUGCUUGAACUCAUCACGAUGGCAUGGUUGAAGUGGGAGCAGCAGGAUCUGAAUUUGAUUUCGGCGUUCGGUGGAAAAGCAGCAUACCCUUUCAUCGGCGGCAUGUGCCUUCCUUGCAGCACCUGUCUUCGCAGCGGAUAGAUCAACGGGCUUGCCAGGCCCACAUUAUGUAGUUUAGCUAUUCCAUGAUACUGUACAUUGG